AUGCCAGCAAAUGUUGUCUCAGCUCCCCGUUCCAAGACGCCCGUAUCCAACCGGCGGUUUCUUCCUACGUCUGCUUCCUCUAUAUCGAAAGCGUCUGGCCCUCCCUCCGCACCCAAAAAUCCGUUUCAGAGCUCUCGCUCAACUCAAGGACUGCCUCUCGCUCCUCCAUCGUCAUCCACUCCGCGCUUUCAAAGGCCAUCUGGGACGCCGCAUGUCAAAGAUGAUAUCGAUGUCAGCUUUGAGGAAGAUCCUUAUUCAUCAGCUCUUCCUCGAAGCCGUUCUAUGACCAAGGCUCAAGUGUUUGGUGGGCUAGAAGAUGAAACCCCACAGGAUCAGUCACCGUUACUUUAUAGGACGACGCACGCUGGGCGCCAGAGGCCUGAAGAAUCGAUGCGCAAGGCGCUCGAAUCUAGGCUGUACCCCUUCACACCGGUCGCUAAGAAACAAAAGGUAUUUCAUGUACAAAAUCAGAAGCAAGAACCAAUCACUAUAUCGUCCUCACCAGAAUACGAUCAAGAUGAAGAUCAUGAGGAAGAUCAUAUACCUCGCCUAAUAUCAGACUUUCCUGAUCCGCAACAUUUGUCAGACGAUGACCUUGAGGAAGAGAUUGAAGCAAUUGAAUCCCCCAACAAGAAAGAUGUGACUAUUGCAUCAAGAUUUAUGGAAAUCCCAUUGGUUCCAAAUACAACGGCCACCGUGGCUAAAAGUGCAUUCCGUUCAAUAUCAAAAAGUGAAGACAUUCCUCAGAUUGAUGUUGGGCAAACUCUGCCAGAUGUAUUUUCGCCGUCAAAGCGAAACGGAAAACACGACUAUAUCGCUAAUGGCAAUGCGGCGCUGGUGCGGCGGUGGGUGCUGGAUAUCGCCGCGCAGCAGUCGCACUCAACCCAACAAAAAUGUGAGAUCGAGGUCGCUGAGGCUCACCUAGACAACAGUCGUAGAUUCAUUGUUGCUCUAGAUACAGAUGGAUCUGAAUGGAUCAUUCCAGCAAAAUAUUCACAGUCACGAACAAGUCUGCAGUCAGGGUUGAAUAGCAUUCGGCCGGGGUCUAAGCUGGUUCUCAAGAGUGAGGCCACCAGGUGGAGAGUACCAAUUGGACCCUCGUCAUCCGAGAGAGAGAUUGCAGUCGCUGCAUACUGGGACGUUGUAACAUGA
Molecule: messenger RNA, 1152 nt
Organism: Exophiala bonariae
Lineage: Eukaryota; Fungi; Ascomycota; Eurotiomycetes; Chaetothyriales; Herpotrichiellaceae
Exons: 2
Coding region: 1-1152 (383 amino acids)
Source: RefSeq, a predicted model, not a curated record